CUUUUCCCCCGCAAUCUGUCAACAAUCGCGCUGCGAAUGUUCUGAGCAAUGGAAAGUUUCGUCGGGCGUGGUGUCUGUUCACAUCCUGACCGCCAACUUUCGGCGUCUACGUGGCAGCGUCAUGGCCCGUCCAUCAUAACACAUGCACUCCAACACUGCUUUCCGCUUCACCAACCCUUUUCCGACGCAAGAUGAACCAGAACACUAGCUAACCUGUUAUACCUAGGCCUUUGAGAACACCUCUACCAAUGUCGCCGCCGCCCAGAUGCGAAACUCCCUGACCAACCUCGCCGAGUCGGUCAAGGACCCCCAGCAGAAGAAGCUGUUUGAGACCGAAAUGGACAACUUCUUUGCCCUGUUCCGACGAUACCUCAACGACAAGGCCAAGGGCAAUGCUGUUGACUGGGACCGCAUCGCCCCUCCCGCUCAGGGACAGGUCGUUGACUACGAGGACCUUGCCAACACCGAGUCCGUCCAGUUCCUCAGCAAGCUUGCCGUCCUCAAGCUUAACGGUGGUCUGGGUACCUCCAUGGGUUGUGUCGGCCCCAAGUCCGUCAUCGAGGUCCGUGACGGCAUGUCCUUCCUCGAUCUCUCCGUGCGACAGAUUGAGUUCCUGAACCGCACCUACGACGUCAACGUUCCCUUCAUCCUGAUGAACUCGUUCAACACCAACGAUGACACCGCCGCCAUCAUCAAGAAGUACGAGGGUCACAACGUCGACAUCUUGACCUUCAACCAGUCCCGAUACCCCCGAAUCUACAAGGACUCCCUGCUGCCCGUCCCCAAGGACUACGACUCGUCCAUCACCGAGUGGUACCCCCCUGGUCACGGUGACAUCUUCGAGUCGCUGUACAACUCUGGCAUCCUGGACAAGCUCCUGGAGCGCGGCAUUGAGAUUAUCUUCCUGUCCAACGUCGAUAACCUAGGCGCCGUUGUUGAUCUGCGAAUCCUCCAGCACAUGAUGGAGACCAACGCCGAGUACAUCAUGGAGUUGACCAACAAGACCAAGGCCGAUGUCAAGGGUGGUACCAUCAUCGACUACGAGGGCUCGGUCCGCCUGCUGGAGAUUGCUCAGGUCCCCAAGGAGCACGUCAACGAGUUCAAGUCGAUCAAGAAGUUCAAGUACUUCAACACCAACAACCUGUGGCUCAACCUCAAGGCCAUCAAGCGGGUGGUGGAGAACGAUGAGCUCGAGAUGGAGAUCAUCCCCAACGGCAAGACGAUCCCCGGUGACAAGAAGGGCGAGUCGGACAUUUCCAUUAUCCAGCUCGAGACCGCCGUCGGUGCGGCCAUUCGCCACUUCAAGAACGCUCACGGUGUCAACGUGCCCCGCCGACGCUUCUUGCCCGUCAAGACCUGCUCUGACCUGAUGCUGGUUAAGUCCGAUCUUUACACGCUCAAGCACGGCCAGCUCCAAAUGAGCGCUGCCCGCUUCGGUGAUGCUCCUCUCAUCAAGCUUGGUGGUGACUUCAAGAAGGUUUCCGACUUCCAGAAGCGAAUCCCCUCGAUUCCCAAGGUCCUGGAGCUUGACCACCUUACCAUCACUGGUGCGGUGAAUCUGGGUCGGGGUGUAACGCUCAAGGGCACGGUUAUUAUUGUUGCCACCGAGGGUAGCACCAUUGACAUUCCCCCAGGUUCCAUCCUGGAGAACGUCGUCGUGCAGGGCAGCUUGCGUCUGCUUGAGCACUAAAUGGGUGAUGUGUGGGUUGGGCGAUACCGUAUGAAAAGGAGAACGUUCGGCGGAUCGCGGAUGUCAUCUUAGAUGCGUUAUGAUGGGUGGGGUUAGAGGCCCGUCGGCAAUGGGAUUGGCGACUGAAGGGGUG
Messenger RNA from Ilyonectria robusta, 1823 nucleotides. RefSeq names its product UTP-glucose-1-phosphate uridylyltransferase. Gene Ontology annotation, cellular component: cytoplasm. The coding region runs from base 266 to 1690 and encodes 474 amino acids. NCBI's taxonomy places the organism in Eukaryota, Fungi, Ascomycota, Sordariomycetes, Hypocreales, Nectriaceae. The record is from RefSeq and is a predicted model, not a curated record. The transcript is spliced from 3 exons. Gene Ontology annotation, biological process: UDP-alpha-D-glucose metabolic process; glycogen metabolic process. Gene Ontology annotation, molecular function: UTP:glucose-1-phosphate uridylyltransferase activity.